AUGAGCUACGUUUCUAUUCUUUAUACAUUGAACCCAAAUGUUGACAGAUUUAAACGGCACACAGUUCAGAGAGCUAGAGACCUCAAUAUCAACAUCGUGGCUUAUGACUGGUUCGAGGACUCCUUGAUGUCCAAAGCGUACCGGCCCAAACGCGAGGGACCUUACUUACAGAAUCUCAUUUGGGAGAGCGCAAUGACAAAUACAAAAGGUAUCGAUAUAGGUAUGGGAAAGAUCUUCUCUUACCGCAUGUACAAGCUCGCUAAUGUGAUGCUUUGCUUAGAGAAAGUCCUUGGAGAGUUUCAGAAUGAAGCACGAGCUGUUGUCUCGGAUAUAGAGAAAUUGGGAUAUCACCUCUAUAUCGACAAGAACACUGGAGUGAGCUACUCCGCUACUCUAAUCGACAUACGCUUGUCAAACAUCGUUCCCGCAAAGAAAAAUUCAUCGUUGGUGUUAGUGUGCCAGACCUUUUCGUUACUCGGGCCUCAGAAUUCGCAUGAGGUGUACGAAAUGAACAAAGAACCACACACGUAUACUACGUAUGUGAAAUACACUCGUGUCGGGGUAGCAAGCAAAGACAUGCUCGCUCCGAAAGGGAGCAGUCUAGAUUCCACUUUAUUUGCGUUUAAGAGAUUCUUUCAUGUAAAAACCGGGGUGGAGUGGAAAGAUGGCUUUGGCAAUUCGAAGCUGAGUUCUGGUACGAAACUCGAUAAAGAGGGAAAGAUUCAUCUUGAACCUCCGGAAUGA
Messenger RNA from Talaromyces stipitatus ATCC 10500, 744 nucleotides. Its product is annotated as BRCT domain protein. The record is from RefSeq and is a predicted model, not a curated record. Lineage: Eukaryota; Fungi; Ascomycota; Eurotiomycetes; Eurotiales; Trichocomaceae. The transcript has 4 exons. Bases 1 to 744 code for a protein of 247 amino acids.